This is a messenger RNA of Hansenula anomala, 789 nucleotides long. RefSeq names its product Atg27p (gene ATG27). NCBI's taxonomy places the organism in Eukaryota, Fungi, Ascomycota, Saccharomycetes, Phaffomycetales, Wickerhamomycetaceae. The record is from RefSeq and is a predicted model, not a curated record. The transcript has a single exon. Bases 1 to 789 code for a protein of 262 amino acids.
AUGAUCUGGUCAUUGCCUUUAUUAUUGAUAGCAUCAACCGUCAGUGCAUUGGACUGUUCUUCUGAACAAUUAUCACCAUACAGAUUAAAAGAUUCAUUCACACAAGUGACUUCAAAAUCAAUAAUAUCAGAUACUCCACCUUCCAAGACAAAUACAACAUGGUAUUUAAAUCUAUGUAAUCAACAAGAACAAAUCAUAGAGGAUUGUCCCAAAAAUUCACAAAUAUGUGGUGUUCAAACAGUGUUAUUACCAGGUGAAUCUCCAAUAAAGACACAAAUUGUUUCUUUUGGGAACGGAUUAAACUAUAAUGUGUUGGAUGCAAAUAAAUCAGACAUAUCAAUAAAGUUGGAUGAUUCAUCAUGGGGUUCAAACUCAGUCUCUGCACAAUUGGAGUUCCAUUGUGCUGAAAAUGAAGAUGUUGAAAUCGAAUGGGAUUAUUCAAACUUUGUUCUAAAAUACACUACACCUGCUGCAUGUCUUAAAGAUGAUAAGUCAGCUCCACCGGCUCCACCAAAAGAUGGUGAUAAGGAUGGUGAUGAUAAGAAGAAGAAAGAUGAUUCAUGGGGCUGGUUCACAUGGUUAUUCAUCAUUCUUGUUUUGUUAUUUGGUGGCUAUAUCAUCUUUGGUGCUUGGAUUACUGCAUCUAAAUCUCCAGCUGAUUUCCAAGAUGCUGUUCAUGAUUUCGUGGAAACAUUGGGAAACUUAGCUAAAUCAUUACCUGGGUUUUUAAAAGAGAUUGGACAAAAAAUAUUUGGAUCUGAAAAUAGAGGUGGUUAUAGUGCAGUAUAA